GUUGAGACAGAGGGAGAGUCAGGGAUACAAACUUGGGGGGGAAAGAGGACGAGAAUUGUCCGCGUUUCCCCUCAGCAAAUUCGCCCUGACAUCUGUUGAUGGCAUCGCUCCCAGACCCAAAACCAAACAUGUCCAACCUCAAACCCGGCACCAAGAAGGAUACCAAGAUGCGGAUCCGCGCCUUCCCCAUGACUAUGGAUGAGAAGUAUGUCAAUAACAUCUGGGAUCUUCUGAAGAACGCCAUCCAGGAGAUUCAGAGGAAGAACAACAGUGGGCUUAGCUUCGAGGAGCUCUACAGGAAUGCAUACACCAUGGUGUUGCACAAACACGGGGAGAAGCUCUACACAGGCCUAAAGGAGGUGGUCACAGAACAUCUCAUUAACAAAGUACGAGAAGAUGUGCUUCACUCGUUAAACAACAAUUUCCUGCAGACGUUAAAUCAAGCGUGGAAUGAUCACCAAACGGCCAUGGUCAUGAUUAGAGAUAUCUUAAUGUACAUGGACCGUGUGUAUGUUCAGCAAAAUAAUGUGGAUAAUGUCUAUAAUCUUGGCUUGAUCAUCUUCAGAGAUCAGGUGGUGCGGUACGGCUGCAUCAGGGACCACCUCAGACAAACUCUGCUGGACAUGAUCGCUCGAGAACGCAGGGGAGAGGUGGUCGACAGGGGAGCCAUCAGGAAUGCCUGUCAGAUGCUGAUGGUUUUGGGCUUAGAAGGCCGCUCCGUAUACGAGGAGGAUUUUGAAAUCCCAUUCUUAGACAUGUCUGCUGAGUUCUUCCAGAUGGAGAGUCAGAAGUUUCUGGCGGAGAACAGCGCAAGCGUCUACAUCAAGAAAGUGGAGGCUCGGAUAAACGAAGAGAUCGAGCGAGUGAUGCACUGCCUGGAUAAAUCGACUGAGGAGCCCAUCGUGAAGGUGGUGGAGAGAGAGCUCAUCUCCAAACACAUGAAGACCAUCGUAGAGAUGGAGAAUUCGGGGCUGGUCCACAUGCUGAAGAAUGGCAAGACGGAGGACCUGGCGUGCAUGUAUAAGUUGUUUGGUCGGGUUCCGAAUGGGCUAAAGACGAUGUGCGAGUGUAUGAGCUGGUAUUUAAGAGAACAAGGCAAAGCCUUGGUGUCUGAGGAGGGAGAGGGCAAGAACCCUGUUGACUACAUCCAGGGUUUGCUGGACUUGAAGUCGCGUUUCGAUCGGUUCCUGCAGGAAUCCUUCAACAACGACAGGCUCUUCAAACAGACAAUCGCCGGAGACUUUGAGUAUUUCCUCAACCUCAACUCCAGAUCGCCCGAGUACCUCUCACUUUUUAUUGAUGACAAACUCAAGAAAGGAGUAAAGGGGCUGACGGAACAGGAGGUCGAGUCUAUCCUGGAUAAAGCCAUGGUGCUAUUCCGGUUCAUGCAGGAGAAAGACGUGUUUGAGCGUUACUACAAACAGCAUCUGGCUAGAAGACUCCUCACCAACAAGAGCGUCUCAGAUGACUCUGAGAAAAACAUGAUCUCCAAACUAAAGACGGAAUGUGGUUGUCAGUUCACAUCUAAAUUAGAGGGGAUGUUUAGAGACAUGAGCAUCUCUAAUACCACUAUGGACGAGUUCCGCAAUCAUCUGCAGACCUCACAGGUGUCUCUCUGUGGUGUUGAUCUCACAGUGAGAGUUCUGACCACAGGUUAUUGGCCCACGCAGUCGGCCACGCCCAAAUGCAACAUCCCGCCCUCUCCCCGCCAUGCUUUUGAAGUCUUCAGAAGGUUUUAUUUGGCUAAGCACAGUGGCAGGCAGCUCACACUCCAGCACCACAUGGGAUCUGCAGACCUCAACGCCACCUUCUAUGGCCCAAUUAAGAAGGAGGAUGGGUCAGAUGUGGGUGUGGGUGGGGCUUUGCUAACAGGCUCAAACACACGGAAGCACAUUCUUCAGGUGUCCACUUUCCAGAUGACUAUCCUCAUGCUCUUCAACAACAGAGAUAAGUUCACCUUUGAGGAGAUCCAGCAGGAGACUGAUAUCCCUGAGCGUGAAUUGGUCCGGGCUCUGCAGUCUCUCGCCUGCGGAAAACCCACCCAGCGAGUUCUCACGAAAGAGCCCAAGAGUAAAGAGAUAGAAAAUGGCCAUGUGCUUACAGUCAAUGACCAGUUUACCUCCAAACUGCACAGAGUCAAAAUACAAACAGUUGCUGCUAAACAAGGCGAGUCAGACCCAGAGCGAAAAGAGACACGGCAGAAAGUGGACGACGACAGGAAGCAUGAAAUCGAGGCUGCCAUUGUACGCAUUAUGAAGUCACGGAAAAAGAUGCAGCACAACGUACUGGUAGCAGAGGUGACCCAACAGCUGAGGGCACGGUUCCUGCCGAGCCCUGUGGUAAUUAAAAAACGCAUUGAAGGACUUAUAGAAAGAGAAUAUUUGGCUCGGACGCCAGAGGAUCGCAAAGUCUACACAUACGUUGCGUAGUGGAUCACCUCGCUGAACAAGGAGACGAACGUAAGAAAAGGAAAAAUAAAAGAUUCUGGACUGCUGAUUGCAUGGACUUGGAAGUUCCUUUUUAAAAAAACACAAAAAAAGAUGAACUCUGGGUAGCGGACAUUAUUAUUAAAAGCAAACCAAGAAAUCAUAAAGCAUACAAUCUGAAAAUAAUCAGGAAAUAAAAUGAAUCCAUUAUGUGUUGUAGAUUAUUUUUAAUUAGACCACUCCCACUCUUUUGAGAAUCUCUGCUAUGAAUGGAUCCAGCUUCAAUCUCUUCACUGUUUUACCCUCGUAGAGAUCAAUGGAAAAGAAUCCCAUGGGAAAAUGUGAAUGCACUGCACAUUGUUGUUGUUUUUUUUUUCUUUUUCAAUACUCAAGGCAGAUUUAUUAAAAACCCUAACAAAACCGUAAAAACAUGGCUACAGGAUUUAGACAAAAAAAAUUUAAAUAAAAAAAUGUUGAUAUUGAGCCUUUUGCCACUUUCUUGAUUCAAUCAUUGUUGCCUUGGUGAAGUCAAGGCAUGGAGGCUGAACA
Xyrauchen texanus (razorback sucker) is the source of this 2975-nucleotide messenger RNA. It is a transcript of the gene cul3a, whose product is annotated as cullin 3a. Bases 99 to 2429 code for a protein of 776 amino acids. The transcript is spliced from 16 exons. Gene Ontology annotation, cellular component: Cul3-RING ubiquitin ligase complex. Gene Ontology annotation, biological process: protein ubiquitination; ubiquitin-dependent protein catabolic process. The record is from RefSeq and is a predicted model, not a curated record. NCBI's taxonomy places the organism in Eukaryota, Metazoa, Chordata, Actinopteri, Cypriniformes, Catostomidae. Gene Ontology annotation, molecular function: ubiquitin protein ligase binding.